UAGCGCAUCGGGGAGAGGUAGCGGGCCACGUCCAGAAACCGCAUACUUAUCCUACUAACUAGUAUAGCAACAUUGUACACUACCGAAAGAUGGUGUGCUGUUGUAUCAUACUGUUUAGUAGGAAAGUAUGGUCUUCCUGACUUGCAGCAUUCCCGUGCACAUACACAUCACUAGAAUCAACAGGGAGUUUUUCAGUGCAAAACUUUUCUGCACUUUUAGAUUUGGAGGACGCGAUGAGGCGGUCUUAAUAAUAGGGAACCGCUAGCUGAUUUCAAAUCAGAGAGCCUUCAUUGCCGAGGAGACAUCACAUUAGCGACUGAUCUAGACACCUCGGGUAAAUCAGACAAUGCUGUGGCGAGCUUUAUCGAGAUUUGUGCUGUACUGUACGCUGUCUUGCCUGGUUACAGUAGCAGUCUGCUCCAGCGCAGUACCCAGUGCCUCCAAAAGUUUGGUGUGGGGCCUCGGACUUGAAGCAAACGCCGUGCUCCCUGCCCGCUUCUUCUUCAUCCAAUCCGCGGACAAGACCGGGAAAAAUUUUACAACCUCACCUGGAGCCAAUACAUUUGAAGUGAAGAUCACAUCCCUAUCAGAACCUUUCUCCAGGAUCUGGGUGCAGGUUUUAGACCGGCAGGAUGGAUCUUUUCUGGUCCGUUACCGCAUGUAUGCCAGCUACACGGACCUCAGUAUUCAGAUCCUACUGAAGAAUAAACAUGUGGCCAAGUCUCCAUACAUUCUCAAAGGUCCAGUGUACCAUGAAUCAUGUAACUGUCCAGAGCCCAGUGGUGCAUUGUGGGAGAAGCACAUGCAUUGUCCCUCUUCAUUUUCUCAGAUCCAGUAUGACCUGUCAUUCUUUCCUAAAGUGGACCUAGAACGCAAUGCCCAUGAAAUCCCUCAGCGCUUUGGUCAGAGACAGAGCCUGUGUCACUACACCAUCAAAAAUAACCAGGUGUAUAUCAAAACACACGGCGAGCAUGUUGGCUUCAGGAUCUUCAUGGACGCCUUUCUCCUCUCUCUCACACGGAAAGUUAGGCUUCCAGAUGUUGAGUUCUUUGUGAACUUGGGUGACUGGCCCCUGGAGAAAAGACGGACCUCUGAGAAACUCCAUCCCAUCUUUUCUUGGUGUGGGUCCAAUGACACACGAGAUAUUGUUAUGCCAACCUAUGACCUCACAGAGUCUAUACUGGAGACCAUGGGCAGAGUAAGUUUGGACAUGAUGUCAGUGCAGGCAAACACGGGUCCUGAGUGGAAUGAGAAGAAUAGUACAGCUUUCUGGAGAGGUCGUGACAGCAGGAGAGAGCGUCUGGAGCUGGUGAAAAUGGCACGAGCAAACCCUACACUGCUAGAUGCCGCUUUCACCAACUUCUUCUUCUUCAAGCAUGAUGAGAGCCUUUAUGGGCCACUCGUCAAACAUGUUUCCUUCUUUGACUUCUUUAAGUAUAAGUAUCAGAUAAAUGUUGAUGGAACGGUGGCUGCAUAUCGAAUGCCCUACCUUCUGGCUGGAGACAGUGUGGUGUUGAAGCAGGACUCCAUAUACUACGAACACUUCUACAGCCAGCUCCAGCCUUGGGUUCACUUCAUCCCCUUCAAAGCAGACCUCAGUGAUCUGCUGGAGAAGAUACAGUGGGCUAAAGACCACGAUGAAGAAGCUAGGAAAAUUGCACAGGCUGCUCAGCAGUUUGCACGUAUACAUCUGAUGGGUGACAGUAUAUUCUGUUACUACUUCAAACUCUUCCAAGAGUAUGCAAAGCUGCAGGUAACUCAGCCUAAAAUACGUGAUGGCAUGGAAUUGGUAGAACAGCCGAAAGAUGAUCUUUUUCCAUGCUACUGCCACAGGACCAAGGGCAAAGAUGAGCUUUGAGUGUCCACUUUCUGGGAUCAUGAAUCAACUGCCUUAUGAUUCUGAUUCGUCACAUUCUGAUCAAGUGCAGAUCUUAUUGAAAUGAGCACCUCUAAACAUUUUCAGUGCUUUGUCUAUGUAUUUUCCACUGUCAUUAUUUAUAAUGUAUUAUUUCCUUUUUUAAAAUCUUGAAAUUAAAUGUACUCGUUUGAAAAACUA
Molecule: messenger RNA, 2056 nt
Organism: Ictalurus furcatus (blue catfish)
Lineage: Eukaryota; Metazoa; Chordata; Actinopteri; Siluriformes; Ictaluridae
Gene: poglut2
Product: protein O-glucosyltransferase 2
Exons: 10
Coding region: 347-1858 (503 amino acids)
Cellular component (GO): endomembrane system
Molecular function (GO): glucosyltransferase activity; protein binding
Source: RefSeq, a predicted model, not a curated record